This is a messenger RNA of Papilio xuthus (Asian swallowtail), 5459 nucleotides long. It is a transcript of the gene Vgn, whose product is annotated as vitellogenin. The record is from RefSeq and is a predicted model, not a curated record. Gene Ontology annotation, molecular function: lipid carrier activity. The transcript is spliced from 7 exons. NCBI's taxonomy places the organism in Eukaryota, Metazoa, Arthropoda, Insecta, Lepidoptera, Papilionidae. The coding region runs from base 48 to 5420 and encodes 1790 amino acids. Gene Ontology annotation, biological process: lipid transport.
UCUCAAUCGACAAUAGCACCAACAUCUGCUGACAGACCUAACUCAAGAUGAAGUUUCUGGUGAUAACGGCGCUUUUAGUCGCCGUUUCAUCUGGUCGCCUCAGCAGUGACAACCAGCAAUCUGAACAAACACAGCAAUGGCCGUGGCAAGUAGGCAAGGUGUACCGCUACGAUGUGGAGUCCCAUACCCUCGCGCGGCUGCAUGAGGGCGCCAGCUCAGGCAGCGCUUUCAGGGCCAGGCUCAUUGUACGUGUCAAGGCACCCGGACAACUGCAGGCUAGACUCGAAAACCCACAAUAUGCCCAGGUCAAUCAGGAGCUUAGGUCGGAUGGUCAACUGCCUGAAGACCUUAAGUACCAGCCUGCGCAAAAUCUCGAUAAACCUUUCGAGAUCAACCUUGUGGGCGGUCGCGUUCAGUCGCUCAAUUUGCCCGCAUCGGUACCGCUAGCUCAAGAGAACUUGCUCAAGGGUCUCAUCGGCGCUCUGCAAGUGGACCUCUCGACGCACAGAAACGUGCGCAGCCCUCACGACACCUACGAUAAAGAAAUCCAACAGGGCCACUUCAGAAAAAUGGAAACCGAUGUCACUGGCGAUUGUCAAACCUUGUAUACGGUGUCCCCUGUCGCAUCCGAGUGGCGUCGUGAACUUCCCAAAUUCGCCGAAGAAGGUGAACCGAUUGAAAUCACCAAGAGCAAGAACUAUGGUCACUGUCAUCACCGCGUCGAUUACCACUUCGGUGUGCCCGAAGGUGCCGAAUGGGCCGGUACCGCUCACAGGACCGGUGAAGACCAGCUAAUCAAACGCGCCACCGUAUCCCGCAUUCUCGCAGGCAAACAAGGUCCUAUCUACAAAGCGGAAACUACCAGUACUGUCCACGUGCAUCCCCACUUACACGGUAAACAGAAGGCCGAAGUACACAGUCACGUGAAAGUAACAUUAGACUCGCAACAACAGGACAAUGAACCCGAGUGGGAGAAACCGGAAGGUAGCCGACCGAUUCAAAAUCUCUUGUAUUCCCUUACGCCCAAGCAGGUGAACAUUGAAGACAGCUCCUCGUCAUCAUCAUCCUCAUCCUCAGAGUCUCACGAGCGUCGUGAUCAACAGGAAUAUCAGCAGGAAUCUCCUAAAAACAGGCAACGCCGUUCUUCUGGUCCCAAAAAGAUCGUGACUGUUAACAGGGUCGUUAUUAAGAAGCGCAGUAAUGAUCGUUCUAGCUCAUCAGAUUCUUCAAGCUCUAGCCAGUCGAAUUCUGCGUACAUCAACGAUGAUGUACCAAGGAACAACGAACCAGCAUACGCUGCACUUUACUUGAACCCUCAACCGCAUGGCGACAAGAAACAGAACCCAAUGAACGCCCAGAAAUUGGUUCAGGAAAUCGCCCAGCAAUUACAGAAUCCCAACAAUAUGCCUAAAGGUGAUUUCCUUUCCAAAUUCAAUAUUUUGGUACGUGUUAUUGCAUCUAUGAGCUCAGGACAACUGAGCCAGACCAGUCGCAGUAUCGAAAUCGCGAAGUCUUCAAACAACAACGUUAAAUCUGAUAUGUGGAUGAUCUACCGCGAUGCAGUCACACAAGCCGGCACCUUACCCGCAUUCCAACAGAUCAAAACCUGGAUCCAGACGAAGAAAAUUCAAGGAGAAGAAGCCGCAGAAGUAACAGCAUCUCUGCCAAACACUCUUCGAUACCCGACAAAGGAACUGAUGGCCCAAUUCUUUGAACUCGCUAUGAACGACGAUGUUCGUCAACAGAGAUACCUUAACAACAGUGCUUUGAUUGCCGCUACCAAGUUCAUCAACAUGGGCCAAGUUAACAACAGAACCGCUCAUUCCUACUACCCAACUCACAUGUACGGUCGUCUAUCAAGUAAAGAUGAUGACUUCGUCCUUAAGCAAGUUCUUCCACGUCUACAACAGGAGUUAUCGCAAGCGGUAGAAAACGAAGAUCGUCACAAGCAACAGGUUUACAUUAAAGCAAUUGGAAAUUUGGGACACAGAGCUAUCCUGGACGUGUUCGCACCAUACCUUGAGGGCCAAAUCAAAGUAUCGAAUUAUAUUCGCACUCAAAUGGUCCAUCAUUUACAAACUCUGGCGAAACAAGGAGACAAUCAUGCACGCGCUGUGUUGUACAGUAUACUGAAAAACACUGCUGAACAUUACGAAGUGCGAGUUGCUGCUAUUAGAAACAUCUUCAUGGGACGUCCUAAUAGUCCUAUGAUGCAAUCAAUGGCUGAGAUGACUCAUCAUGAUCCUAGCAUUCAGGUUCGCGCCGCAUUGAAGUCAACUAUUGAAUCAGCAGCUGCGUUGAAGAAUCCACGAUACUUCGAACUUGCCCGGACCGCACAAGCUGCCAAGGAUAUGCUUACCAAGGAAGAAUUCGGCAAACAGGAUUCUGCUAAGUACUUUGACGAGAAUCAUGAUGAGGACAGCGAAAAUACAAUCUUGAGUGUCAUCUCCCAAAUUGGUAGCCGAGACAAUCUUUUGCCUAAGCAAUUCAACUACGUCUUGAAGAACAAAGCUGGAGGCUGGGACAAACCAGAAUCAAUUUCGGCGUCUGUGUCGAGCGUUCAGAAGGUUAUGGAUUACUUAAAAGAGCAACUUCUCGGUAACAAUGGAAAGGACAACAAUGAUGAUGUUAACCAUAAAUAUUCUGCCAAGAAGGUCGCUCAGAUGCUGAACAUCAAGCGCAACAAUGAUGAACCCUUAGGCGCAUCGUUCCAGGUCAACUUCAUGAACCAGGAAAGAUUCUUCGCGUUCGAUGAAGGCGAUUUGCAAAUGUUAGCCCAAAGCAUUAAGCAAUACGCUCAGGAAUUCGAAAAGGGAGUCGACAAACACUACACGAAGGUCUUUAACCAGGACCAAAUUUCUGUUAUGUUCCCAGUAGCCACUGGUAUGCCUUUCAUUUACAAAUACAAGGAACCGACUGUCGUUCACAUCAUGAGUAAGGCAAAGGGACAAUACGAAAUGAAAUCGCCGAAAGAGUACUCUGGCUCGAUUGAUAAGAAUAUUCAUUUCACGUACGCCAAGAAUAUUGAUGGUAGCGUUGGCUUUUUGGACACAUUGUCGAACCAACACUCUAGUGCAGGAGUUGUUAACAAAUUCCAACUGUACAUCCCAAUUAAAAUGCAAGUAGAGGUAAAGACUGGAGAAGUUCAAGUGUCUGUUUCUUCGCUCGAACCGGAACAGGAUCACACCAUCUUGCAUUACAGCUCUUGGCCGUACACCGCUAGCCAGAAGAAGGAUACCCUUACGCCAAUAUCUCAAGACCCAACUACUAAAUUGGUUGCACGCAACAACAAGGUAGUUGCACUCGAUACCAAAUUCGGUCAACAAGUCGGUGUACCGUUCCAACUCCAAGGAUACUCGUAUUCUAACGAUUACAAGAGCAUAAGAAACAAAUUUGAUUGGGAUCAUCCAGUGGCCAGCAUUGCAUCUGCCAUUUACCAGAAAGACAUCGCUCAGACCCAUUUCAACCUUAAGCACCUUGGAAAACAAUCUAAAAACAAGGACAUAAAGUUAACGUUUGCAUACGAUGCGUACUACAACCAAAAGCAAGAUGGCCAGUACAACCCUACUGCUUCUGAUGUUAAAGACGUAUCACCGAACAGCGAAGAACGUCGCAAGGAGCUCGUGAAGAGAGCAGUUACUGGUAUCAACACGGCGAAAGCACAGGUGGUUGACUUCAGUGUAACAUUCGACGGUGCACAGAAAGUGGAAUACGUAGCCACAGCCGCUAUCGGUGACAGUCAUGUUGAUAACAAGAUCCAAUAUGCUAUAUUUGCUGGCAAGAACUCACCCCAAGGCAACAGCCAAAUCAACGGCGUAGGUAAACAUAACAAGCCUGAACCUACAACUUUCAACUACCAAGAGGCUCUGAAGAAAGACCUGAAGAUGCCAUUCGAUUUCGACAUCCGCUAUGGACCCAGUGGAAAUAUACAUAUCAACGGACAGGCUGAGCGCAGCAAGAAAUACGAAGACGAACUUAAGAACCAUCCCCUCGCCAAACAAUGCGACCAGGAGAUCGCUCAAGGCAACCAAUACCAACGCGCUUGUUACCAAAUGAUCGUCAGAUCUCAAGCUCCUGACAGCCUGAGGGCUACAGUUACCUACAAAGAUGUAAGUCCGGCCGUCAAAAACUUAGCUUUCCAAGCCUACAAAAUCGCCGAAAGCCUGGGCUACUGGCAAACAGAAGUAAAUCCAUUCAAGACGUUGCCAGAGGGAAGACUGGAAUUUAGCGCUGAGGCAUCGUACUUAACCAACUCCUUGCAUUUGGCUUUGAACUCCAGAUACGGUGAAGUGCAAGUCAGGAACAUGUAUAUUCCUGAUGUAGCUGCCAGCGCAGCAUCAGCUUACAGGCCAUUCAGCACUUAUGAACGUGUUUCCAACCAUUACAGCCGCCAGCAAUAUCAACCUUACUGCUCUGUUGAUGGUACGAGAGUGAAGACAUUCAGCGGUCGUAGCUACGAGUACCCAUUGACCAAAUCCUGGCACGUUGUCAUGCAACAGGAUGCCGAAUACCCCGGCCAGUCGAAGGAACAGUUCGCCAUCUUAGCAAGGAAGCCUAACAGCAAUGAGAAACAGCAGGAGCUGUACAUAUCGUACAAAUCCGAAUAUGGAAAACAAUUGGAAAUUGAAAUCCAGCCAACUGAAAGUUCCAAGCAACAGAAGGUGAAAGUAACAACCGACGCGAAGAAGGUUUCCGAAGGCGACUUAACAAUGUAUUGGGAUGAUGAGGAAGAAAGGCCCAUUCUGCAGUACCAUACCGAAUCUGAUGGAACUCUUAUGUUGAACAUCCGCGAAGAACGUCUUCGUAUCAUGUACGAUGGAUACAGAUCUGUUGUACUUAACCGUGAAAGCCGUAACAGCUCAAGAGGCAUUUGUGGACAAAUGAGCGGUGACAAACGCGACGACUACUUAACACCCAAUGGACUUGUCGACAGGCCCGAGCACUACGGCGCUUCUUACGCUUUGGAUGACGAAAACAGCGAUCCUAAAACCAAACAGCUGAAGGAACAAGCCAAAGAGAAGGCAUACGAGCCAGAAAACCACUACACAACUAUACUCCGAUCGGAUCAAGAGUGGAAGAACGCAAUGCAUUCCUCGUCUUCCGAAGAGGAUUGGGGAUCACAGAACGUGUACAGAUCGAGGAGUUAUUCGAAGCAACCUGGACCGUGCAAAGUUCAGCAGCAAGUCCAAUACUACGAGAACCACGGAGAAAUCUGUAUCACAACCAAACCAUUAAACGCUUGCCAGUCAUCUUGUCGCGGUGAUGGUUACAAGGUCCAGGCGGCUCAAGUGGUGUGCAGACCGAAAUUCGAUCAGCAAUUCCGCGCAUACAGAGACCAGAUCAAACAGGGCGAAAACCCACAGGUGAACGGUGUACCACAGAACAAACAAUUCAGAGUACCCAGUUCUUGCCAAGCGUAAAACAUACGAUUAACUUGACCAGGCAUGAUAACGGACCGA